Molecule: messenger RNA, 1194 nt
Organism: Colletotrichum truncatum
Lineage: Eukaryota; Fungi; Ascomycota; Sordariomycetes; Glomerellales; Glomerellaceae
Source: RefSeq, a predicted model, not a curated record
AUGCCACUCGAUCAGCCGGCACCGCCCUUCUACGCAUUAAGAGAAGAUGACAAGGCCGCACUUGUUGUUGUCACUUCUCUGAUCUUUCUGAUCUAUGCGGUUGUUGGUAUCAUUCUGAAACUGGUCAUCCGUCUCAACAUCACUUCUCUAAAGAGCCACGAUGUGUUGCUAUUAGCAUCACUGCUCUUGCUCUUUAUGGAAACCAUCCUCGUCAUUGCGGCUUGUAAUCGAGGCUUGGGCAGACACCAAGACACAGUUGGCCCGGAGGACCUCACGGCGUUUCAUAAGCUGUUCUAUGCUUCGUCCCUUCUUGCCACAGCAGUCGCUGGAACCACCAAGCUUUCCUUGUGUCUCUUGAUCCAGUCCAUCAACAGUUAUGGCAGGCUGCAUCUCGCCAACCGAAUAUUAUUCGGUGUCAUUGCUGCCUGGAUGGUUUCUGUCAUCAUUGCCGAAGCAUUCCAGUGCUCGCUCCCCGACCCAUGGUUCGCCAUCAGCCAGGCGAAAUGUCCUGGACGAGAGGCCAUUUUUCUGUAUAACGGAAUAAUGGAUAUCAUCACCGAUGUUACUCUCUGUCUUCUUCCUGUGGCCAUGGUAUGGAAGGUUCAGACCAGCACCCGGCGGAAGCUGCUCGUCAUUUCGCUCUUUGGCUCCCGCAUCAUCGUUCCGAUAUUGUCAAUUUCAGGUCUGGUCAGCACCCAGCGAUUCGCAUCCAACUAUUCCGACUCCACGUGGUAUGCUGUACCGUACCUCAUCUGGCUGCAGUGCUCCCUUGGUCUAUCGGUCCUGACUGCAUGCGUCCCGAGUCUGAAGGGGGUCAUCGACAGCUUGAUGGGCACCAUUGCCGUAGCGGCGAUUCAGGCACCGUACCAGCUGACUUCGUCUGGUGCGGACGAGGCCAGCAGACUCCACGCGACGGCGAUCGGUGGAGGGACCAGCCCGAGAUACGGUCCGCAUUUAACGAGCGGAGCCUCUAAUUCACGAGCUACACGAACAAGGUCUCUUCGGCCUUCCGAUUGGUCCAAGGGAGGGCAGACACAGGCUCAUGAAGGCAAGGAAAAGGAGGAUGGGACCUGCAGCGAUAGCGUUCGCAAGUUGACGGAGAGCGACGAAGAUCUCGCACAUCAAGGUCACGAGCGGAGGUCGAGCUCUCAUGCGGGAUCGCUGAAAUCUUCAGAAGCUAGAUAUCGCAUGUAG